CAAGUGAGACGUGUACUUUUCGCAUUAAUGUCAUUGAUUGUCAAAGUGUUCUAUAAAAUAUAGAGUAAAAGUUUUUUAAAACAUAAGGAUUACGCCUAAAGCAAGUAUUACAGGUAAAGUUUAAGUAAUUUCACCAGGUAGCAAAGUGUCUGAAGUGAUUGGGGGAUUUAAUUAAAACCAUCAUAGUGCUAUCGAGGAUGCAAUGCCUGCAAGAAGACGCCACACUGGCUCUGAAUUAGAGCCUUUUAUAGUAAUUCCAGAUAGAAGGGAAUAUCAACAGAAUGUAACACAAGAUUAUUAUAUAGAAGAAGAUCAUAUUGAAGAUUAUAUAGAACCAGAACCAAUCAUGACCGCCCGUGAUAGAACCAACGAAUUUGUUAACACCAUUCAAUCACUGCAAGGCAGGAACAUUGCCAGAGCAGUUGCAAUCAGAGAUCCCCGAAAAUCAAAGGUUAUACAGAGUCACUCUGAGUUUAUGCUCAUUGCUCGCAAUGUGGGAAAAAAUAUUGCAAGUACAUUUUCCAAACUGGAGAAGCUUACUUUAUUGGCAAAAAGAAAGUCCUUAUUUGAUGAUAGAUCAAUGGAAAUUCAAGAGCUAACAUAUAUCAUUAAAGGUGAUUUAAGUAGCUUAAAUCAUCAAAUUGCACAACUGCAAGAGUUAUCCAAGAGGCAAAGGCAAAGUGCUUCUGGAAAGCAUUUACAGUCGCAUUCCAGUUGUGUAGUGUUAGCGUUGCAAUCCAAACUUGCAACAAUGUCUACUGAUUUUAAACAAAUUUUGGAAGUUAGGACAGAAAAUUUGAAGCAUCAGAAGAAUAGACGCGAUCAAUUUUCACACGGGAAUGUUAACAGUAGUUUACCUCCUUCUGUGGUAGGAAACAAUCAAGGAAGUGUUUUAAUGCAAGAGCAAGAUCAGGUGAGCAUCAAUCUGGAAAGUACAGCAUUGGUGCCCCAAAGGACUCAAAUGCAAGCAGCCUUGAUGUACGAUGAAACGGAUAAUUAUUUGCAAAAUCGAGCUGAAACUAUGCAAAAUAUAGAGUCGACAAUUGUUGAAUUGGGUGGAAUAUUCCAACAGUUAGCCCAUAUGGUAAAAGAACAGGAAGAAAUGGUCGACAGAAUAGACACGAACGUCCAAGACGCCGAACUCAAUAUCGAGGCAGCCCAUGCCCAGAUUUUAAAAUACUUUCAAUCGGUCACCUCGAAUCGUUGGCUAAUGAUUAAAAUAUUCGCAGUUUUAAUAUUUUUCUUUAUAUUCUUUGUAGUUUUUAUGGCUUAACAACUACACACCUGUAGGUUAAUGUAUAAUAAAAUUUAUAUCUUUCUAUUUACAUUGUUAUACAACUGAAAGAAUAUUUGAUUGGAUUAAAAUUGUUUAUGACAGCAAACGAUUUUGUAUAUU
Molecule: messenger RNA, 1396 nt
Organism: Nicrophorus vespilloides
Lineage: Eukaryota; Metazoa; Arthropoda; Insecta; Coleoptera; Silphidae
Product: syntaxin-5
Exons: 3
Coding region: 203-1273 (356 amino acids)
Biological process (GO): endoplasmic reticulum to Golgi vesicle-mediated transport; vesicle fusion; intracellular protein transport
Cellular component (GO): Golgi membrane; endomembrane system; SNARE complex
Molecular function (GO): SNAP receptor activity; SNARE binding
Source: RefSeq, a predicted model, not a curated record